This is a messenger RNA of Oncorhynchus nerka (sockeye salmon), 2421 nucleotides long. RefSeq names its product basic proline-rich protein-like. The record is from RefSeq and is a predicted model, not a curated record. The transcript is spliced from 4 exons. Lineage: Eukaryota; Metazoa; Chordata; Actinopteri; Salmoniformes; Salmonidae. The coding region runs from base 1 to 2421 and encodes 806 amino acids.
AUGCCGACCCAGCCCCCCAGCCUACCCAGCAGUCCACCCAGGGACGCAGCCCCCCAGCCUACCCAGCAGUCCACCCAGGGACGCAGCCCCCCAGCCUACCCAGCAGUCCACCCAGGGACGCAGCCCCCCAGCCUACCCAGUAGUCCACCCAGGGACGCAGCCCCCCAGCCUACCCAGCAGUCCACCCAGGGACCCAGUCCCCCAGCGGUCCACCCAGGGACGCAGCCCCCCAGCAGUCCACCCAGGGACCCAGUCCCCCAGCGGUCCACCCGGGGACCCAGUCCCCAGCGGUCCACCCAGGGACGCAGCCCCCAGCGGUCCACCCAGGGACCCAGUCCCCAGCAGUCCACCCAGGGACCCAGUCCCCCAGCAGUCCACCCAGGGACGCAGCCCCCAGCAGUCCACCCAGAGACGCAGCCCCCCAGCAGUCCACCCAGGGACGCAGCCCCCAGCAGUCCAACCAGGGACGCAGCCCCCAGCAGUCCACCCAGGGACGCAGCCCCCAGCAGUCCACCCAGGGACCCAGUCCCCCAGCAGUCCACCCAGGGACCCAGUCCCCCAGCAGUCCACCCAGGGACCCAGUCCCCCAGAAGUCCACCCAGGGACGCAGCUCCCCAGCGGUCCACCCAGGGACCCAGCCCCCAGCGGUCCACCCAGGGACCCAGUCCCCCAGCGGUCCACCCAGGGACCCAGUCCCCCAGCAGUCCACCCAGGGACGCAGCCCCCAGCAGUCCACCCAGGGACGCAGCCCCCAGCAGUCCACCCAGGGACCCAGUCCCCCAGCGGUCCACCCAGGGACGCAGCCCCCAAGCAGUCCACCCAGGGACCCAGUCCCCCAGCAGUCCACCCAGGGACCCAGUCCCCCAGCAGUCCACCCAGGGACCCAGUCCCCCAGCGGUCCACCCAGGGACCCAGUCCCCCAGCUGUCCACCCAGGGACGCAGCCACCCAGCAGUCCACCCAGGGACGCAGCCCCCAGCAGUCCACCCAGGGACCCAGUCCCCAGCGGUCCACCCAGGGACCCAGUCCCCCAGCGGUCCACCCAGGGACGCAGUCCCCCAGCGGUCCACCCAGGGACCCAGUCCCCCAGCGGUCCAGCCAGGGACGCAGCCCCCAAGCAGUCCACCCAGGGACCCAGUCCCCAGCAGUCCACCCAGGGACCCAGUCCCCCAGCAGUCCACCCAGGGACCCAGUCCCCCAGCGGUCCACCCAGGGACCCAGUCCCCCAGCUGUCCACCCAGGGACGCAGCCCCCCAGCAGUCCACCCAGGGACCCAGUCCCCCAGCGGUCCACCCAGGGACCCAGUCCCCAGCGGUCCACCCAGGGCCGCAGCCCCCAGCAGUCCACCCAGGGACCCAGUCCCCCAGCAGUCCACCCAGGGACGCAGCCCCCAGCAGUCCACCCAGGGACCCAGUCCCCCAGCGGUCCACCCAGGGACGCAGCCCCCAAGCAGUCCACCCAGGGACCCAGCCCCCAGCAGUCCACCCAGGGACCCAGCCCCAGCAGUCCACCCAGGGACCCAGUCCCCCAGCAGUCCACCCAGGGACCCAGUCCCCCAGCGGUCCACCCAGGGACCCAGUCCCCCAGCUGUCCACCCAGGGAAGCAGCCCCCAGCAGUCCACCCAGGGACGCAGCCCCCAGCAGUCCACCCAGGGACGCAGCCCCCAGCAGUCCACCCAGGGACCCAGUCCCCCAGCAGUCCACCCAGGGACCCAGCCCCCAGCAGUCCACCCAGGGACCCAGUCCCCCAGCAGUCCACCCAGGGACCCAGUCCCCCAGCAGUCCACCCAGGGACCCAGCCCCCCAGCCUACACAGCAGUCCACCCAGGGACCCAGCCCCCAGCCUACACAGCAGUCCACCCAGGGACCCAGCCCCCAGCCUACACAGCAGUCCACCCAGGGAGCCAGCCCCCCAGCCUACCCAGCAAUGGGAGCCCCCACCACCGACAGGUCCAAGAUUGCCACAGUGUUUUCCCUGCUGACCGGGAGGGUGUUUGGGAGAGGGGAAGAGCUGGGUUCCUAUUGCGGCCAGGAGGGGGACCAGCUUCAGCGGUAUCCGGUGCAUCCCAACCCCGGGUCCACUAGAGCAGAGGGGCGGCUCCAUGAUCGUCCGUCUCCCAGGCCCUGGAUAAUCGACCGUUGGGAUCAGGCACAAUCACGCACAUCACAGCACCACUCACCCUCACCGUGGGACCCAUGCGCCAAGAAAGCCACUGCCAGGACCCGGUUCCUUCCCUGGGCGGAGUACGGCCAGAACUCACUUCAUCACUCCUCCACCGGGCUGAUAUCCCUGUGCGUAAUGGGAUAUCAGCCGGACCUGGCCCCGUGGACCCCGAGCCAGACCGAAGCCCCUGCGGUGGACGAGGGGUUCCACAGCCAGAAGGAGCAGGUGGACCACCACCGCAGUGAGGCUCCAUCCUAG